This is a messenger RNA of Capsella rubella, 3080 nucleotides long. RefSeq names its product formin-like protein 11. Gene Ontology annotation, biological process: actin cytoskeleton organization; actin nucleation. The record is from RefSeq and is a predicted model, not a curated record. NCBI's taxonomy places the organism in Eukaryota, Viridiplantae, Streptophyta, Magnoliopsida, Brassicales, Brassicaceae. Gene Ontology annotation, molecular function: actin filament binding. The transcript is spliced from 4 exons. The coding region runs from base 217 to 2883 and encodes 888 amino acids.
GAGUUAAUGGAGAAAGAGGGUGUUACCAUUACCAGUACAACUAUAGUUGCAGAGUUCAGGGGUUCCUUGGAGUAGCAUUAAAGUCUCCAAGGAGAGAAAAUAUAAAAACAUAAAAGAGAAAACAACUGGAGUCUUUUCUAAUAAAUGGUUUCUUCUUGUGAUUUAUAAUACAGUUGAUGAUUUGUUAUUACAGUGAAAAGAUCUAAACACAAAAAGAUGGUUUAUUUUCGUCAGAUUUUUCUCAUGAUCAUUGUAGUGAUGGUGUCAUUACACUGCUGCAAAGUUUGCAUUGUCGCUGAUGCUAAAGAGCUUGAUGAUUGGAAGGUUUUAAUGGUGGAACACGGUGAGAGAUACCGGACCCAACUCGGGAAAUACGCCGGAGAAGACGGAGGCGAGAAGAAUAAGCUUGGGUUUUUGGUAAAGUUCCGAGCUUUACUCGAUUUGAUUAAACCCUCUACUCCCCGGCGAAGAACUCUCGCCAAGUCUGCUUCUUUAUCUCCUUGGCCGGCGCCGUCGCCGUCUCCGUUUCCCGGUGGUGCUCCUCUCGAGUCUCCGGCGUAUCCUCCAGCUCCUCCACGGCCAAUCCCUCCACACCUCCGUCGUCCGUUGCCUCAACGGACCCAUCCACUGAAGCAACCCGAGAUUCAAAAGCGAAAACAUGAAAAAAAAGGAACACUGAAUAAGAUUCUUCUACCUGUCGCUGUCUCUACAGCUUCUGGAAUCGGUUUCGUUGUUUGUGUUGUCGGAGUGUUCUGUCUCUGCGCGAGAAUCAGAAAAAGGAAGAAGAGCGGUGAAACGCCGUCGAUUAAGCGGAAGAAGGGUAAAUCUCAGAGCUCAACGAGGAAGGUCAGUGUAAACCCUACUCUCGAUUUCUUGUACUUAAACUCACUAGGAGUUGAUUUGGAGAGACAAACCUCUGUUUCUUUAAAAGAAAUACGAGAAACCGAGAAGGAUUUGAACAAUAACAAUGGUGGGUUGCUUGAAGAAGAGGUAAAGAGAAGUAUUGAAACAGAGAUUUCGCAAGAUUGGGACAAUGCUAGUAGUUAUUCAACUAAAGAGAUUGUGUCGGUGCAUGAAAAUGAUGAUGAGCAAACAGUAGACUCUGUUUCUGCUCCUGUUGUUGUUAUAAAUGGAUGCAAUGAUUCUUCAGACGAUGAUGAGUCUUUUCAUUCUGUUGGUGGUGGCUCUCAGCAUUCAAAUCCAAGAUUAUCAAAUGCCUCUUCGGCUUCUGGUAGUGUUAACGUUGGAUCUUCUCAACGCUUCUCAGAACACAAACUGGAUAUUCCUGAAUGUUCCGGGAACGAUUUCGGAUUCUCUCCUCCACCACCGCCACCACCACCGCCGCCUCCACCGCUCCCGCAAUCCACAAAUAAACGUCUUCACACUCCUAAUCUGCAGACGCUUUCGUCCCAGUUAUGUGACAAAAUUUGCGCUUCUUCCUCAAAGUCAAAUCUUCCGAGCAGUGAAACAAAUUCACAAGAAAAUUGUUCUAAAUCUCUGCCGCGUCCACCACCACCGCCGCCGCUACCGCCCCAACAGCUUCAAGUAGCUGGAACGAACAAAACGCCCCCACCGCCAUUGUCUCUUGAUUUUUCUGAGCGUAGACCAUUAGGCAAAGACGGAGCUCCAUUGCCUAAACUGAAGCCGCUUCAUUGGGAUAAAGUCAGGGCUACACCAGAUCGGACUAUGGUAUGGGAUAAGCUCAGAACAAGCUCUUUCGAAUUAGACGAAGAGAUGAUUGAGUCACUUUUCGGAUAUACGAUGCAAAGCUCAACGAAGAAUGAGGAAGGAAAGAGCAAAACUCCCUCACCAGGGAAACAUCUUCUUGAACCUAAGAGACUUCAGAACUUUACCAUUCUUUUAAAAGCCCUCAAUGCAACCGCAGACCAAAUCUGCUCCGCCUUAGGGAAAGGGGAAGGCUUAUGUUUACAGCAACUAGAAGCGUUGGUAAAGAUGGUGCCGACUAAAGAAGAAGAACUGAAGCUGUCUAGCUACAAAGGAGCAGUGGAUGAGCUGGGAUCGGCUGAGAAAUUUCUCAGAGCUCUUGUCAGAGUUCCAUUUGCAUUUCAGAGAGCUGAAGCAAUGCUUUAUAGAGAAACGUUUGAAGAUGAAGUGGUUCAUCUUAGAAACUCCUUCUCCAUGCUUGAGGAAGCUUGCAAGGAGCUUAAAUCGAGCAGGUUAUUCUUAAAACUUCUAGAAGCUGUCUUAAAGACUGGAAACAGGAUGAAUGUAGGGACUAUACGCGGUGGUGCAAAAGCCUUCAAGCUCGAUGCUCUGCUGAAGCUCUCUGAUGUAAAAGGGACAGAUGGAAAGACCACUCUGCUUCAUUUCGUUGUACAAGAGAUCUCCAGAUCUGAAGGAAUAAGGGUUUCAGACAGCAUCAUGGGACGGAUAAUGAACCAGAGAUCAAACAAGAACCGAACCCCUGAAGAGAAAGAGGAGGACUACAGAAGGAUGGGGCUCGAUCUCGUCUCGGGUCUAAAUACAGAACUACGAAACGUGAAAAAGACUGCAACGACAGAUCUGGAAGGUCUUUUUAGCUCGGUAACGAAUCUGAGGGACGGCUUGGGGCAGUUGAGGUGUCUAGCGAGUGAGAAGCUGAAAGGUGACGAAGAAAACAGAGCAUUCGUUAGUUCGAUGAGCUCGUUCUUGAGGUACGGAGAGAUGAGCUUGGAGGAGUUGAGGGAAGAUGAGAAGAGGAUAAUGGAGAGGGUUGGAGAGAUAGCAGAGUAUUUUCAUGGGGAUGUGAGAGGAGAUGACAAGAACCCAUUGAGGAUCUUCGUGAUUGUAAGGGAUUUCCUGGGGAUGUUGGAUCAUGUUUGUAGAGAAUUGAGGUGUGUUAGGGUUCCCAAUAGCCCUAGCCCUUUGGCUCCGUUUCGAUGAACAGAGGUUUGAUUGUUUGGUUUCUGUAGGAAUUGUUAUAUGAAUUUCUUGAGUUGUUUUAUUGAGAAACAGAGUGGUUUUGAGCAAAGAUUCGGGACUUUGAGUCUAUGGAAGGUUAUGUGAAGAUCGGUAGAUAUGUAUGGAUUUGUAUACAGUAUGUGUAUCAUAUAUAUGCUAAAAAUCAUGAGAGACGACAA